Paramecium octaurelia is the source of this 222-nucleotide messenger RNA. The record is from the annotation of a GenBank genome assembly. NCBI's taxonomy places the organism in Eukaryota, Ciliophora, Oligohymenophorea, Peniculida, Parameciidae.
AUGCCCACUUAUUUGGAUCAAUAUUAAUAUCUCAUUCAAUCCAAGCACACAAAAUUUAUUUAACUCGCUGUCCAGUCAUUGGAGUAAACGUCUCUUUAUUAGUCUCAGUCAUUUGCAAUGCUAGGCUUGUAGAAAUCACCAUCAAUGUCCUUUUCUCAAUUGUAACGAUUUCUCUUACUUUUGAGUAUUUCUGAAUGUGCUUCUUAGUUAAUAGAAUCAUGA